Molecule: messenger RNA, 1245 nt
Organism: Aureobasidium subglaciale EXF-2481
Lineage: Eukaryota; Fungi; Ascomycota; Dothideomycetes; Dothideales; Saccotheciaceae
Exons: 1
Coding region: 1-1245 (414 amino acids)
Biological process (GO): ribonucleotide metabolic process; RNA catabolic process
Cellular component (GO): nucleoplasm; ribonuclease H2 complex
Source: RefSeq, a predicted model, not a curated record
AUGAAGACUCGAGCAACAAAGUCAUCAAUCAAAGCUACCGAGGCUACAGAGGAGACAGGCUUCGAGAGUUCGGGUCUCGAGGCCAGCAACAACCCUCCGCUACUCUUCGUUCUACCGGAAGGAGCGUCUCCAGAUGCUCGUGUCGUGACUCUGCCCAAUCCGGCCACCACAGCUCCUUCUCGAUACUUUUUCUGCCCGACCAAAGGCAUUCACGAGUUCACCAAAGUCGCAGUCCCGAAAAAGACACCCCGUAGUUGGUUGAUCACUCCCGAGCAGAGUACAACCGGGGGCCCUGAUGCUGGCUCAAUCGUUGACAGAGGCUACACUGUUGAGAAUGCAGAUCUUUUUGUCGCGACCCCGGUUGAUCCUCUCUUCGUCCUUCUGCCUGCCUUGAUGCCUGCCGCCGACUCUCACGAACAACUUUUCCUCACCAUUGACGAUCACCUCGACAAGCUGGCCGAGAAGGCAAAACAUCUGACACAACUACUCCGUUCCACCAAGAUACAACAGUCAUUCGAGAAAAGGGCAGAUGCUGUUUGCGACAAGGUGGACCUUGGGCAUGAGAAGAUGUUUCGCCUGUCGAACGAGAAGCUGCUGGCCGAGCUGCUUAAGAAAGCAAGUCGCAUGGUUGCCAACGGCCUUCCUGCCUCGUUGGAAAGCCACUUUGUCGAAGAGGCUCUGAGAAUACCCAUGAUGGCUGUGCAGCGAACAGGGUCGCAAGGAGAGGAAACUCCAUCAAGAGACACUGACACCGCAACGCCAUCUACAGCCACGGAACAAUCACAACCUUCCCAGACCUCGGCCGUCACCGAAGCCACUUCUCUCACCUCAGCCUCUGACUCUACUCCCGAUGACAUUACGAACCUCCUCCGCCUCCGCACCGCAUUGAAUCUCCUCUUCUCGACAUAUAUUCCUAGUUCUCUCCACACCCCGCUGAACACCCUGUUGAAGAGUCCGACAUCACCGGCAGAUUUUGCUCCACUUGACGCACAUCUUGGCCAUAUCGCUGACGCAAAACGUCGUGCUCAAGCUCUUCGCUCUCUCUCCGACAAUGUGUCCCGCAAACGCAGUGCUUACAAUGAUGAGGAGGCCGAGGAAAGAGAAGCUGCCAAGAAGAGGAAGAAGGAGGAAGAGGAGGCCAAGAAGAAGAACACAAGCAGAGCCGUCAAGCAAUUGGGCAAGGUCAACACGACGGGUAUGAUGAAGCUGAGUUCCUUCUUCACAAAGGCUCCAGCAAAGAAGUAG